Anolis sagrei ordinatus is the source of this 4763-nucleotide messenger RNA. The record is from RefSeq and is a predicted model, not a curated record. NCBI's taxonomy places the organism in Eukaryota, Metazoa, Chordata, Lepidosauria, Squamata, Anolidae.
CAGGCACACAGUCCUCUUAGGGUUAAAGGCACAGAGUUUGCUGGAGAGGCAGGAAGUGUGCAAAGCAGAGAAGACUAAGCCAAACACUCCCAUUUGCCUUUGGCUUUUAGGAAGGGAGGAAAUGGUCUUUUGGAGAGCGAUUGCUGGAGAGGAGAGGAGGUGGAAUAUUUUCAAGCCAUGGAUAGUUGAAUCCAACCUGGAGAAAAGUUAUCUAACAGCUUCAGAGAAAAAAUUGAGAUUAUCUCUUCUGCAUAGUCCCAUAGAAAGCCCAACCAUGUGGACAUCCCAGCAGCUGCUGUUCUUUGAGGAGGUGGCAGUGUUUUUCAGCCGGGAAGAGUGGGCUCUCCUGGAUCCAGGCCAAAGGGCUCUCUACAAAGAAGUCAUGUGGGAGAACUAUGAGAAUGUUGCCUCUCUAGGCAGGGCAAUGGCAGAGCCAUCCAAUUGUGGAUCACUUCAUGGCGAUAGAGUUGAUCGAACUGCAAGGUGGUCACCAGAGUGGCUCUCAUCAUUUGAGGAAGUGGCUGUGUAUUUCUCCAAAGAAGAAUGGGAUCUCCUGGAUGCCAGCCAAAGAUCUCUCUACAAUGAAGUCAUGUUGGAGAACUUUGGGAUUGUAGCUUCUUUGGGUUACAGUCAAGCUCACAAGAAUGCUCAGAAGCCAUUUGCAGUAUCACUGGAAAUGGGCAAAUGUGAAAAAAGGAGAGAGUUAUGUGGAACUCUAGGAGGAGUAAGGAAUCACAACCAAAAUUAUUAUCAGAAAGUAAAGAAGGAAUUCUGUGGUCCUCAAGAAGCUUUUAUUCCUGAACCGAACACACAAGAAAGUUUGAACGAUACUUUUGGGACAAUAUUUCCAAAUAAUUCAGUAGUGGAAAGAAAUUGGGGAAGCCACCUUGCUGAUAAGCAACAUGGGUACAUGGAUCAUGAAAGAAACCUGAGUUAUAGUAAAUUAUUCACCGUAAAUCAAGAAAUUCAUGUAGCAGAGAAGCUGUAUCAUUGCAUGGAGUGUGGAAAGAGCUUCAAACAGAGUGGGACACUUACUAGGCACCGAAGAACUCACACAGGAGAGAAACCAUAUCAGUGCGCCGAAUGUGGGAAGCAGUUCAGUACCGGUGGAAAACUGACUGUUCAUCGGAGAAUUCACACGGGAGAGAAACCGUACCAAUGUACGGAGUGCGGAAGGAGUUUCAGGAUCAGUGCAAAACUUAUUAGACACCAAAGAACUCACACAGGAGAAAAACCAUACAGGUGCAUGGAGUGCGGAAAGAACUUCAGCGAUAGUGAGAGUCUUAGUCUGCAUCGAAGAAUUCACACAGGGGAGAAGCCUUACACAUGUGUGGAGUGUGGAAAGAGCUUCAGUACGAAUACGAGACGUGUUAGGCAUCAAAGAAUCCACACGGGAGAAAAACCAUAUCAAUGCCUGGAGUGUGGGAAGGGUUUCAGGGAGAAAGCAGAACUUACUCAUCAUCAAAGAAUCCACUCACUAGAGAAACUAUACGAAUGCACAGAGUUUGGAAAUACCCCCGGUGGUAGUGGGAAACUGACUUUACGUCUAAGGACCCUCUUGCUGGAGAAACCCUAUAAAUGUGCAGAGUGUGGAAAGAGCUACACUAAUAACAAGAAUCUGGUCAUCCAUUCAAGAACUCACACAGGGGAAAAACCCUACCAAUGCCUGGAGUGUGGGAAGAGCUUCAACCAGAAAGGACACCUUACACAGCAUCACCGAACUCACACAGGAGAGAAACCCUAUCAAUGCGUGAAGUGCGGGAAGAGCUUCAGUACGGGUGGAUCUCUUAUCAAACAUGACCGAAUUCACACGGGGGAGAAGCCAUAUCCAUGCAUGGAAUGCGGACGGAGCUUCCGUGAUAGCGGGACACUUGCUAGGCAUCACCAAACGCACACAGGGGAGAAGCCUUACCAGUGUAUGGAGUGUGGGAAGAACUUUGGUCGGAAAUGGCUCCUUAGGAAGCAUCAGAAGACACACAGAGAAGAAGUCUCAUUAUUUCAUGCAGUAUGAAAAGAGAGUUAGUGAAAACUCAUGUGUUUGUUCACACAGGGUUUUUUUUUUUUGUCGUGUCAGGAGCAACUUGAGAAACUGCAAGUCGCUUCUGGUGUGAGAGAAUUGACCGUCUGCAAGGACGUUGCCCAGGGGACGCCCGGAUGAAUUGAUGUUUUUAGCAUCCUUGUGGGAGGAUUCUCUCAUGUUCCCGCAUGAGGAGCUGGAGCUGAUAGAGGGAGCUCAUCCGCCUCUCCCCGGAUUUGAACCUGCGACUUGUCUGUCUUCAGUCCUGCUGGCACAGGGGUUUAACCCACUGUGCCACCGGGGGCUCCCACACAGGGGUGUAACUGUAUAAAAGAAUAGAGAAAGCUUUCCCUACCUAAUAACCCAUUGACCUCACAACCUCUGAGGAUGCCUGCCAUAGAUGCAGGCAAAACAUCAGGAGAGAAUGCUUCUAGAACAUGGCCAUACAGCCCAAAAAAACCUACAACCCAACCCAUUGAACGGUCUUAAAAUGGGGAAAUGAUAAUUGCAAAGUUCCUUGACAUGAGAGUUCAGUAGAUAACACUUGUACAGUCGGCUUUACACAUUCACUGGAGUUAGUUAAACAGAACCCCUGGAAGUGGGGAAAAAACAAUAUACCCGAUAGAAUAUCUCUCUAAGAAUUUCUGGCCAACCUCAACUGGAGAAUGACCAUAGAUCUGCACUACAAAUACCUAACAUGUUAUCUCUGGGAGUCUCUUGGUCCUCUACAUCAGUGUUUCUCAACCUGGGGGUUGGGACUCCUGGGGGGGGGGGUCGCGAGGGGAUUUCAGAGGGGUCACCAAAGACCAUCGAAAUACAUAUAUUUCUAAUAGUCUUAGGAACCCCUUUUGCAGAGAAGGCUGAAGAUCUCUCUGUCUGUCCUUCUCUUCCAUUUUGGAAACAGCCGACAAAUCCUUCCACCAAAAGUCCUCCUCUGCUGUGAUUGACCAGCCCCUCAGCUGGUCUCUCAACCAAGAGGAGGGUGUUUCUGAGACUCCAGGCAGGGAGGGAAGAGCACAUGGCAGCAUGGUGCACAUGUGUGGGCGAGGAAGAGCAUGUGAAGCGGUAGGGAGGCUCGUGUCAGCAAGUCUCUUCAAGGCAUUGGGGUUCUGUAUGGAAAAUUUGGCCCAAUUGGUGGGGUUCAGAAUGCUCUUUGAUUGUAGGUGAACUAUAAAUCUCAGCAACUACAACUACCAAAUGUCAAGAUCUAUUUUCCCCAAACUCUAUCAGUGUUCACAUUUGGGCAUAUUGAGUAUUUGUGCCAAGUUUGGUUCAGAUCCACCAUUGUUAGAGUCCACAGUGCUCUCUGGAUGUAGGUGAACUACAACCCCAAAACUCAAGGUAAGUGCCCACCAAACCCUCCAAGUAUUUUCUGUAGGCCAUGGGAGUUCCAUGAGUCAAGUUUGGUUCAAUUCCCUCAUUGGUGGAGUUCAGAAUGCUCUUUGAUUGUAGGUGAACUAUAAAUCCCAGCAAUUACAACUCCCAACUGACAAAAUCAACCCAACCCCCCCAAACAACCACCGCUAUUCAAAUUUGGGUGUCAGGUAUUUGUGCCAAAUUUGGUCCAAUGAAUGAAGAUACAUCCUGCAUAUAAGAUAAUUACAUUACGAUUCAUAACAGUAGCAAAAUUACAGUUAUGAAAUAGCGUCAAAAUAAUUUAAUGGUUGGGGUCACCACAAUAUGAGAAACUGUAUUAAGGGGUUGCAUUAGGAAAGUUUAGAAACUGAUCUAGGAGAUUAAGAUCUUCUAGAGAGGCUCUGCUCUCAGUCCAACCUCCUUCCCAGGUGCAACUGGUGGGAAUGAGAGACGGGGCCUUCUCAGUGGUGGCCCCUCAGCUCUUGAACUCCCUCCCCUGUGAAAUUAGAUCAACGCCCUCCCUCUUGGCCUUGAGAAAAAAACGUAAAGACAUGGCUCUGGAACCAAACCUUUUGGCAGUAAAGUAAUGCAGUACAAGAAAUGAAUAGGACAUAAGCGCAAUUGACAAUAGGAAUGGCUUCGGAUUAUGAUUCUGGAUUUUGCUAUUUUAAUGCUAUAUUAAGAUGUUUUAAAUUCUAUAUCUGAGUUUUAAAUGUAUGUUUAUGUUCUAUUUUUAAUAUGAUUUUAAGGUUUAAUUUAUAGUUAUAUCGUUUUAGUUGCGAUGCUUUGGUUUCAUAUAUAUGUUGGCAUCGAAUCUUGCCAGUACUUGUUGUACACCGCUUUGAGUUCCCUCAGGGGUGAGAAAAGUGGUAUAUAGAUGCAGUAAAUAAUAAUAAUAAAACAAUAAUAAAGUGUAGAUUCAGCCGACAUUACGAGAUGAAACCAUGGAAAUGCGUCAGUUGUGUAAAGUGGUUAAGCUUGUGCAUAAAUCAGAGGACUCAGAAAGUGAGACUGACUUUGCCCAAAUGACUUCUUGUAGCAAAACUGGGAAAAGAAAAUUUAGAUUUAAAAAAAUGGUGAUAGGAGUAAUGCAGUAGAAUAAAAGUAGAAGGGAUUGUAACUAGCCAUUAAAAUUAGAAUAGAGAGAGAGCGCAUGCAUCACAGGAUGUAUAGAAAAUAUUUUAUUUCUCGGAAUAACCCAGACCAUUUUGGCAAGGUAACAUUUGUGUAGACUUUUUUUAAAACUGAAGGCAAUUUGAAAAUCCAAGGAAAGUUGUAUCCAAAAAGUUUAUGUCUAAAUACUGAUAUUUCUCAAAGAAGGAAACAAGGCAUUGUACUUUUGAGUCCCAUCUGUGGGAGAAAAGCAGGAUAUAAAUAAAUAAAUAAAUAA